AUGUUAGUCACCAAAGAGAGAAAUGGGUUCUUCUCAAACACUUUCUGUAUGAUCAUGAACAUAGGGAAAUGCUUGUAGAGAAAUGGGUUCAUAUCUUCAACUAGCUGCAUCAAGUCACCGAUAUACCCUUAUAACCGUAGCCAUAGCCAUAGCCGGAGCUCGUCGACUUGUUUAGCGUCGAGACUUCGAUGCAAUAUAGCCACCACACUUUUGAAGUGUAUGUAUACUUCAUUAGUUCUUGGCAGAUUGGGAACUGGUCUAGAUGGCUGACUGACCUGUUUGGUAUGGGCGACGAUGACUCACUUGAAGAUGAGAAUGACAAUUGUGAAGGUGAUGGACGAUAAGAUACAUCCUCUAAAUGUUUCCAUCUCCUUAAUGCAUUGAGUGAUCUUAUGAUGCUUCCCAAGGAUAUCCUCUUGAGUACCCCUGUCAGGAAAGAGGCAUGUCCAACAUUUGGAGCACCGUUGAUCAAGAGAGUUCUUGACAAUUUUGUCCCUGAUGAGUUUUGCCCUGAUCCAGCUCCUGAUGUUGUGCUAGGACCCCUGGAUGCAGAGGAAGAGGAUCCGGCCGAAGCGAGAGAGGGAUCUGUCACAAACUUCCCAUGCGCUGCAGCUCCUCCAGUGUAUACAGCACCUUCAGCAUCUUCUGUUGCUAGCAUUAUUGGAGAAGGUGGAGCCCAACCUCAGCUGAGAAAAAAUGGGUCAUCAAUGCUGAGAAAAUCAUACACUAGUGAUGAUGAACUUGAUGAAUUGAGUUCACCCUUGGCUUCAAUAUUCAACGAUACCUUUCGGUCAGUAUCUGUUCCAUCAAAACCAAGCUGGAUAUCCCAUGGAAAUGGAUAUCAAAACGCUAUCAGGUGUGAACUCCUCCGAGAUGUAUGGUUUCAGUAAUUAGAGAUUGUAUCCACUAGGUGUAUGAUAAUUGACCUGUAAAUGAGUAAGUAAAAUUUGGUUUCACUAUUGUCCAGAAACCAUAGAUGUCACCGAAUAUGUAUUAGCAAAAAAAAUUUAUAAAUGAAAUUCUCAAAU
Rubroshorea leprosula is the source of this 1028-nucleotide messenger RNA. The record is from the annotation of a GenBank genome assembly. Lineage: Eukaryota; Viridiplantae; Streptophyta; Magnoliopsida; Malvales; Dipterocarpaceae.